AUGUUUUGCAGGUUUGCCAAGGUUUGUCUGAAGGUGGAUUAUAAACUUUUCACCGGUGAGGUGAAACCCCUGCUGACCUUCGUCACCCUGGCCUCCAGCGACAUCAAAGCGGCUCUGGAUAAAUCGGCUCCGUGUCGCCGGUCAGUUGACCACAGAAAAUACUUGCAGAAGCAGCUCAAGCGGUUUUCUCAGAAGUACUCACGGAUCCCACGGUGCCACCCCAGCAAACCCCCCGAGUGUGGCUGGCGCAGGGGGGCAGAGGACCGGGGCCGUGGCCCCCAGCCUGAGGCACCUGACCCCAGUCCCCAACGAGGGGAAGAAAAGGAAACGGAGCUCAGACACUGCCGGCCCAGAGAGCCCCCCGAGUCUGCCCCGCAUGCUGGGGAGAAGGACCCUGCCGCAGUCCUCUCAGGCCGGGUGGGUGCCUGGACCUGCUGCCCCUUCCCCUGCCCUGGGCCGGGGGUGUACCAGCCCCCGGGUGCGUUGCCCCCGUCGCCCUUCCCGGGGCUGGGGCUGUGGAGAAAAAGUGCUGCUAGCCCCCCCGAGUCUGCCCCGCAUGCUGGGGAGAAGGACCCUGCCGCAGUCCUCUCAGGCCGGGUGGGUGCCUGGACCUGCUGCCCCUUCCCCUGCCCUGGGCCGGGGGUGUACCAGCCCCCGGGUGCGUUGCCCCCGUCGCCCUUCCCGGGGCUGGGGCUGUGGAGGAAAAGUGCGGCCGCGCUGCCAGCGGAGGUGCCACAUUUCUGCAAGGAGGCCGACGGCAUGGGGCAGAAACUCUACAGGCCUGUGGUUUUGAAACCCAUCCCCACCAAGCCUGCUGUCCCCCCACCGAUUUUCAAUGUUUUUGGCUAUCUUUAG
Egretta garzetta (little egret) is the source of this 855-nucleotide messenger RNA. It is a transcript of the gene FAM181A, whose product is annotated as family with sequence similarity 181 member A. The record is from RefSeq and is a predicted model, not a curated record. Lineage: Eukaryota; Metazoa; Chordata; Aves; Pelecaniformes; Ardeidae.